CAGAUUCAAAACUGCGGAUUCAAGUCUCUGUCCCUCGUGUUGGAAGUUUCGUCCUGAUCAAGCAGAUUUCCUGACGAACAGUGCUCGUGCUGUGACCUGAUUUUUGUCGACAGAAAUAUCCUGCCCUCGGCUACGAUCGCGAGUUGUGGCUAUUUAGUUCAUCUUCGUUCCCGUGAGGAUCCUCGCAUGAUAUUCCAUUCGCAUGUUCGCGCAAGCAACCAACUUCUCAGUCUCGAGAGAAUGUCAUCAUCGCAAUUUCUCGACGGCCUUCAGCAACCGCCUCGCCUCCCUCACUCACUUACUCAAUGCCCGCGGGCUGAUGCGGCUACGAGAUACUCUCUGACAUUCCAUCAGCAAAAUCCGAUUCGGCAUUAUCUGCAAAACAUUCUCCCAUGCCAUGCCAUCCCAUCCCAAUCCAUCCGAUCCGCUCCGCUCCAGCAGCAGGACGACGAUCGCUCCACUGCUGCGAAACUCAUGCACGCCAAUCCAGCCCCAGGCAUGCGCACCUGCCACGCCCGCCACGAGUCCACGUGCUCCUCCUGUCAUGAAGACUUCAUGGCACGCGAUGCCGGCCAAAUCGACUCAACGCUCACGAAUCACGAAAUCCCGUCGUCCGUCUCUUCGUCCCUCCCUCGCGCGUAA
Molecule: messenger RNA, 642 nt
Organism: Marchantia polymorpha subsp. ruderalis
Lineage: Eukaryota; Viridiplantae; Streptophyta; Marchantiopsida; Marchantiales; Marchantiaceae
Source: the annotation of a GenBank genome assembly